This is a messenger RNA of Spinacia oleracea (spinach), 8603 nucleotides long. Its product is annotated as putative disease resistance protein RGA3. The record is from RefSeq and is a predicted model, not a curated record. NCBI's taxonomy places the organism in Eukaryota, Viridiplantae, Streptophyta, Magnoliopsida, Caryophyllales, Amaranthaceae. Bases 1661 to 6895 code for a protein of 1744 amino acids. The transcript has 4 exons. Gene Ontology annotation, molecular function: ADP binding.
GGAUGCGGGGCGGGUCGGGUCUCCCGCAAAACCUUUGCCCCACUGACAUCCCUACUUCCACGGUUCCAUCACCCCUUUGUGCAAAUUACAAAGUGAAAAUGGCACCAUAGGCGAACUGAGUGCCGAUAUUGCUGACUUGGUACUCCUCCUCUUCUCAGCGUCACUCACCAUUUACAAAAUCCGCAGGUUUUUCUUUCUUCUUGUUUAAUCCUCUACGAUUAUUUUUUUGUGUGGAUCAAUUUACCUCCGAUUUAGUUUAAUUAUUCAAAUUAAUUUAAUUACUAGCUUCGGAUUAUCAAUUUUGAGAUUGUGAAUCGAUUGGAUAGUGUGUGUUGUCAAACCCUAAACUAGUUAAACCUCGUAACCUCGGUGUUAUCAAAAGUGUCAGACUUGUAUCAAUUUGAUGUUUGUGAUCGAUCUUUAUGUUUAAUACUUAAUUAUCAGACAGAUUUAGUGACAUGUGAGGAAUCUUCAUCUUAUUGUUUUAAUAAUUGUACUAUUAGAGAGAUUAGUGACAUGUUAAUCAAGUCACCCAUCCUUAUUUCAGAUCAUAGUAUUUGCAUUGUCCCAUUUAACUAAAGAUUUGGGAGUUUGAACUCUGAGUGAAGCUAAUCCAAAAAUACAUGUGAGUUGCAAAUUAAAAUACAUUAUGCAUUCGGGUGUUUUGAGGAGUUAUUGGCACUCCGGCCUUGAUCUGUCCGAGGUUAUCCUGUCCUAGGAGCAAGAUAUCAUAUUGUAGCCCUGUAGGAGUAGUACUCCAUUUGAUUAUUUUUUAAGAAUUACUCCCAGUUCUCAAGCAACGGUUAGAAUUGGCUAGUAGUAACAUAACAGUGAUCUAUGUUGUUGCAAUUUAAAAUGCAUUAUGUAUUCGGGUCUUUUGAGGAGGUGCUUUGUAUAUUCGCAUUCCCCUAGAUCUGUCCAAGGUUGUCCUAGGAGCAAGAUAUCAUAUAGUAGGAGUAGUAUUCUAUUUGAUCAUUCUGAAACAGUAACUCCCGAUUCCCAAGCAACGGUUAGAAUUGGUCAGUAAUAAUAUAACAGUGAUCAAUGUUGUUUGGGAGUCUUGUAUAGCGUUUUCACGUGUUGGGGGGCGUUUCACCGGUAAGAAAACAAACUAACCAGUCCGCCACGCACAUUAGUUUGUCAGUAAAAUAAGUGAACUUAGUAAACGUAGUUUGUGCUGGACUUCUAUAUUUAUAGUAGUACCAGUAUGGAGGAUCACUGCAUUCCCCGAUACUAAUACUUUUCUACUUCAAAUUUCUCCUUGUUUAUUCUGUCAUUCACCUGCUCAUCCCACUCAAUACCACAAUGGCUGAGCUGGGAAUCUCAAUUGCUGCAAAGCUAAUCGAAUGCUUGGGUCUGUUGUCAUCAAAGAGAUUUUUGACAUGUGGGGCUACAACUCACAACUCGAUAGCCUAAACAUAACUGUCUCCACCAUCAAGAAUGUGCUUCUUGAUGCUGAAGCCAGGCGGGAGCUCUCCCAUGAAGCACACGGCUAUAUUGAGGAACUCAAGGCCAUUGUUUAUGAUGCCGAUGAUUUGUUUGAUGAGCUGUUACCCUUGCUGAGUUGAACCAACUUCGACCCUUGAGCAAGCGUGGUAAGCUCUUUGAUAAGGUACGCUGCUUUUUCUCUUCAAGAAAUCAGGCUGGUCAAGCUUAUAAAAUGUCUCGUCAAGUUAAGGAAAUUAGGAAGCAGUUAGAUGAUAUCGUUAGUAAUCAUCAGAAAUUUGGGUUUAAUGUUGACUAUAAACCUAUUUGUAGGAGGAGGGAGGAAACUUGUUCCUACGUGGAUGUUGAGGAUAUUAUUGGGAGGGAGAAUGAUGAAAAGAUUGUCAUAGAUAUGUUGCUAGGUUUGAAUAGUGUUCUUGGGGAUUCUCGUUUCGUGACUAUUGUGGGAGUGGGGGGGUUGGGAAAAACUGCCCUUGCCCAACUUGUGUACAAUAGUGAAAAGGUAAUUAAAGAAUUUUCAAAAACGGCCUUAAGGUUGUGGGUUUGUGUUUCUGAUCAAGAUGGAGAGCUAUUUGAUGUUAGGGAGAUCCUUUGUAAGAUUCUCGAAUUAGUUUCUGGUACAAAGCCUGAUAGUACCUCCUCCUUGGAAUGGGUGCAAAACCAACUUCAACAGAAAUUAGGAGAAAAGAAAUACUUCCUUGUUCUUGAUGAUGUAUGGAAUGAAGACUUUAAAAAAUGGCAGAAUUUGAGAAGAUUCUUAAUGUUAGGUCAGAGGGGAAGUAGGAUUUUAAUAACCACACGUUCAGAGAGGACGGCAGAGAUCAUAGGGGAUAAAUAUACGUAUAAGUUAGAAGGUUUAUCUCCAGAGAACUCCUGGUUCUUAUUUGAGAAAACAGCCUUUGUUAAAGGGAAGGAAGACAGAAACAAUCUUGAAUUAGCUAAAAUUGGGAAAAACAUUGUUGAAAAAUGUUACAAUAUUCCUCUUGCUAUCAAGGUGGUAGGAAGUCUUCUAUUCGGUCAGAGCAUAACUAAAUGGAAAUCAUUUGAAGAGAAAGGAUUGACCGAAAUUGAUAGUGGUCAUAAUAAAAUAAUGUCUAUUUUACAGCUUAGUUACCACAAUCUUAAUUUCUCCUUAAAGAGUUGCUUCAGAUAUUGUGCAUUAUAUCCUAAGGACACUAGGAUAGAGAGGGAGACGUUGAUUAGCCUUUGGAUGGCACAAGGAUACAUCGUGCCAUUUGAUAGAUGUCAAAGCAUAGAAGAUACUGCCGAAGAAUAUUUUUCUGUUUUGAUACGGAGAUGUUUCUUUCAAGAUGUGUUGAGGGAUGAUUAUGGUGAUGUGGAGUCUGUUAAAGUCCAUGAUUUAAUGCACGAUGUUGCUCAAGAUGUGGGGCGGGUGGAAAUUUGUGUAUUGGGUUCUUUAACAAAUAAAUUUGAAGAUAAAAUUCGUCAUGUUCAUUCUACCGGUUACACAUCAGAAAACUUUAUCUUCAAGAAUAAGAUUCGUUCGUUUAUUUGUAAGGGCGUUGAGGAGCCUUGGGUGAAUGUACAUAUAGACAACUGGAUGUGCCUAAGGGUAUUGUGCUUAGAAAGGUAUUCAAAUAUUAAAAGUUUGCCUGAUUCAAUAGGUAAGCUAUUGCAUUUAAGGUAUCUUAAUUUAGGAGAGAACCGUUACCUGAAAACACUCCCUGAUUCUAUAACUAAACUUCAUAAUUUGCAGACAUUAAACUUAUCUGAGUGCAGUAGUUUGAGGGAGUUGCCAAAAGAUUUUAGCAAAUUGGUAAACAUUAGGCACUUGAAUUUAUCAGGCUGUGUAUGUUUGAGUAGUAUGCCUUCAGACAUGGAUAAGUUAACUAGUCUAAGUGUGCUACCAUAUUUUGUGGUGGGCUGUAGAGAAGAGGGAACUGGAAAGCAAUGCGAUGGUGGGCUUAAAUACCUAAAAGGCUUCACCAACAUAAAAGGCUACAUCCUUAUCAGUCUCCGUAAAAAUUAUAGAAAUGUGGAAGUCAAUGAUAGGGAAGAAGGGUAUUUGAAGAGAUUGGAACAUCUAAAGGGGGUUCAUAUCAAAUUUGAUAUUAGACAUGUAAUUGAUGAUAGAGCAUAUGUUGACUAUGAAGGGAUUGAAAAAUUUCAGCCACCUUCAAAUAUCGAGGUGUUCAUCCUGAGUUGUUAUUUCAUGGGUAGGACAAUUCCAAUGUGGGGGAGAGCAAUGGAUAAUUGGGCUAACUCUUUCCCACAUCUUGUCAAGAUCAAGCUUUAUUGUUGUUAUGAGUUAGAGCAAAUACCAUCACUGAGCAAACUGCCUUUUCUGAAAUCACUAGAACUUUUUUAUUUGUAUAAGUUGGAGUAUAUGGAGAAUAGAAGCAGCAACACUAGCAGUGACAUUGAAGAAGAUUUAUUGACAACGUUCUUCCCCUCCCUUGAAGUUUUAUCCAUUUACGGUCUCAGAAGUAUGAAAGGAUGGUGGAGGAGGGAGGGGUUGGUUGAGGAUGAUGAUGGCAUUUUGAGAUUGAGAUUUCCUUGUCUCUCUAAACUGUAUAUCAAUCGUUGCCCUGAAUUGACAUCAUUUCCUUCCUGUCCAAACCUUGAAGAUUUGUUUCUGUAUGACUGCAACGAAAAACUGCAAUUCGGAGUAAACAUAAGGGAUAAGGAAGACGAUACUGUUGCUGGAAUUUCACAUGAUGCCGUCGGAAGGUUACAGACAUUGUUCACUGAUAAGGUGGAGCAUCUCAAAUCGAUAUUCAGCAAUGACAAAUUGAGCAUCUCUGGAGAUGACGCCAUCAAUUGGAACUCCAUUAAUCAGAGCCUCCAUAUCUUGCAGUUCGAGAGUCUGGAAAAUAGCCAUCUGCCACUUGCAGAAAACGUGGUGCAGUACUUGACCUCCCUCCAAAGACUCGAAUUUUCUCAAUGUAAAUAUUUGAAAGCCCUCCCGGAAUGGAUAGGCAACAUAUUAUCUCUUCAGUAUAUGUGCAUCAGUUUUUGCCCUGCAUUGGAAUCACUUCCCGAUUCAAUGCGGAAACUCACAUCCCUUCAGACACUCGUGAUCGAGGGCAGUCAAGGCUUAAGCGAAAGAUGCAGAGAACCUAACGGGGAGGACUGGCCCAAAAUUCAACACAUCCCUCACAAGGACAUCCCCUCACUGACAACCCCAAUGGCUGAGCUUGGAAUCUUGAUUGUUGGAAAGCUCAUUGAAGUGAUCGGGUCUUCUGUCAUCAAAGAGAUUUGUGAUAUGUGGGGCUACAAAUCUCAACUCCAAGACCUUAAUAAAACUCUCUCCACCAUCAAGAAUGUGCUCCUUGAUGCCGAGUCACAGAGGGAGCUCUCCCAUGAAGCGCGCGCCUAUAUUGAAGAACUCAAGGCUGCUGUUUAUGACGCUGAUGAUUUGUUUGAUGAGUUAUUCACCCUUGCUGAGUUGAAGCAACUCCAACCCUUGAGCAAGCGUGGUAAGCUCUUUGAUAAGGUACGCUGCUUUUUUUCUUCCAAAAACCAAGCGGGACUAGCUUAUAGAAUGUCUCGCCAGGUUAAGGACAUUAGGAAGCAGUUGGAUGAUAUUGUUAAUAACCAUCAGAAAUUUGGGUUUAGUAUUGAUAAUAAACCUAUUUGUAAUAGGAGAAAUGAAACUUGGUCCUAUGUGGAAGCACGGGAUAUUAUUGGGAGGGAGGAUGAUAAAAACGCUGUCAUAGAUAUGUUGAUAGGUCCGGAAAAUAUUAGUGCUAUUACAAACAAUACAGGAGAUAAAAUUAGUCGUGUGCAUGAUUCUCGUAUAUUUAGUGAUUCUGAGUGGCCUUACAUGCUUGACUUGAUGAAUGGUGUUUCUAAAGAAGUGGGGUUGGAGGAAAUUUGCAUACAGAGUUUUAUUAUGAAUAAUUUGGGAGAGGAUAUCCGUCAUGUGCAUUAUGGUGGUAAUAGAUAUCCUGAAAGCUUCUUCCUUAAGAGUAAGAUUCGUACGUUUAUAUGUCGCGCUCGAGUGGAAGUUUUGGUGGAUAAACAAAUAGACAAUUGGGUGUGCUUAAGGGCGUUGGAAUUGCAGUUUUCAUCAAUUGAAAGCUUGCCAAAUUCAAUAGGUAAGCUUAUACAUUUAAGGUAUCUUGACUUGAGUUAUGCAAGACUAGAGAUGCUCCCUGAUUCAAUUACCGAACUUCAUAACCUGCAAACAUUAAGUUUACAUUAUUGCUCCAGUUUGAGGGAGUUGCCAAAAAAAUUUAGCAAACUGCUGAAACUUAGGCACUUAAAUUUAAGGGGUUGCAAUAAGCUGACUAGUAUGCCGUCAGGCAUGGAUAAGUUGACUAGUCUCAGAGUGUUGCCAUUCUUUGUAGUAGGCAAGGGAUCUGAAAACCCAAGUGACGAUGAGCUGGAAAACCUAAAAGCUCUCACUAACAUACAAGGCGAAAUCCACAUCACUUUUGGUAAUAAUUAUAGAAGAAAUGUGGAAGGAGAAUAUCUAAAAAGCACAAAACAUCUCAUGGAGGUCACAAUGCAGUUUGAUAACGGAGGUCAAGAUUUGAUGGGAAAUUUGAAGCCACAUUCAAAUCUCAAGAGGUUCAUCUUGGAAGGGUAUAAUGGUACAACAAUUCCAAGGUGGGGAAGAGGAGAAGAUAAGUGGGAUAUCUCCUUCCCACAUCUUGUCAAGAUCCAACUUUAUGCUUGUAUAAAGUUGGAGCAAAUGCCAUCACUUUGUAAACUUCCUUUUCUUAAGUCGUUGCAACUUAGCUAUUUGCUUAAUUUGGAGUAUAUGGAGAAUACACUUACAGGCAAUGAUGAUGAAGAUUUGACAACAUUCUUUCCCUCACUUGAAUUUCUUGAACUUGAAUGUCUGCUAGAGUUUAAAGGAUGGUUUGUUGAUGAUGAUGAUUAUAUGCUGAGUAGGAGACUGAGAUUUCCCCGUCUCUCUAAAUUGGUAAUCUCGGAUUGCGAUAACCUAACAUCAUUUCCUGCUUGUCCAAGUAUUGAAGAUUUGGAGUUGCAUACAGACAAUGAGAUUGUUGGAAUUUCACAAGAUGGAGUCAGAAAAUUAAGGAAGCUAGUAAUUAAUAAGGUGGCUUAUUUCAAAUUAUUAUCCGGCAAUGAUCAAUUGAGCAUCACUGACGACAGCAUCCCUUGGAAAUCCAUUAAUCAGAGCCUCCGUUCCCUGGGAUUUCUGUUGCUGAAAGAUCGAGAAAUGCCAGUUACAGCAAAUGGAGUGCAAUAUCUGACCUCCCUACAAGAACUCAAUUUUUCUGAGUGUAGAGAUAUUGAAGCCCUCCCGGACUGGAUAAGCAACUUAUCAUCUCUUGAAUCCCUGUUCAUCAAGAAUUGCAAAGCCCUUGAAUCACUUCCUGGAUCACUUCAGAACCUCACCAACCUUCAAAGACUUGAAAUAGUUGGAUGUCCAGACCUCGAAGAAAGAUACAUACAACAUAACGGGGAGGACUGGCCCAAAAUUCAACACAUCCCCCACGUUUAUUUUAGCUGAAUAACUACAGAAAGGAACAAUUAGGUGCAUGGUGGUGACUUUGAUUCAUCUUCUCACUCGUCAAGAAGCUGUGAUGACCAAGGGUGAAUGGUUGAUUCUCACUUCCAAAAACAAGCAUGUCUUCAGAUCGAGCUUCAUCAUUGUCAUGAGUUAGAGGAAAUGGCAUCACUGAGUAAACCGCCCUUUCUGAAAUCACUAGAACUUUGUGAUUUGUAUAAGUUGGAGUAUAUGGAGAAUAGAAGCAGCAACACUAGCAGCGACAUUGAAGAAGAUUCGUUGACAACGUUCUUCCCCUCCCUUGAAGUUUUAUACAUUUUCCGUCUCAGAAGCAUGAAAGGAUGGUGGAGGGAGGGGUUGGUUGAGGAUGAUGAUGACAUUUUGAGAUUGAGAUUUCCUCGUCUCUCUAAACUGAAUAUCAAUCGUUGCCCUGAAUUGACAUCAUUUCCUUCCUGUCCAAGCCUUGGAAACUUCUGUAUACGCGGCAGGAAUGAAACACUGCAGUUAGGUGUAAACAUAAGGGAUUAGGAAGACGAGAUUGUUGCUGGAAUUUCACAUGAUGAUUGAUGGCGUCGGAAGGUUACAACAUAAUGUAAUCAAUCUUUCUCAUGGAAUAUUAGGUGAUGAUUAAAUUGUGAGUUGUGAUAGGCUAGACAUCUUCUCCUGCAUCAAUAAGCUAUGACGACCAUUUUGUUGAUAUUUCCAGUUCGCGUAAAGCUAGAUGCUGAGCAAUGAACAAUUGAACAUAUUGAACAUCCCAUUCUUCAGGUCAGUGUUUAUGCAGCAAACUAAAGGUUCUGUUCAGCGUAAAUUUUCAAAUUACUUCAGUAAUCUGUGGUAUUCUAAGGACGUGUUAAGUUGGAUUGCAGUUUGUAUUAAAAAUUUAGUUAAUUUUUAUGGAUUAAGCUUAUCACUUAUGAGCAUAUUGUGGAACUAUUGUCAGAAGCUCACAACACCAAGAACUGUGGAACUAUUGUCAGGUUCAAAGCAUUGUCUUUUAUUGUCAAGUUCGGUGCAUAGAGAACUCUGAUGUUUCUGUGUGACUGUGUGGUUGAACUAUUGAAGUGCUAGGGGUUGUAAAUGCUGUUGUUUGUCCAAGAAAGGCUUUCGGUCAAUCUUCUCAAAUUAUCCUUGAAGCUCAUGUACGUGUCUGUGAAUGCUGAUCAGGUUUUCCGUUGGCUGUUGUCAACAUCUCUUACUGACUUGAACUGUCAUUUCUUUCUAUAAGCACAAAGUGUGUUAAUAGUGUUAGCUGUACAUGUGACUUUGUGAGGAUGAUAUAUUUGAACACGGAUAGGAGGCGUUUCUACUUGACUAAUUGUGAAAACCUCGGCUAAGCACAUGAUGCAGGGUUCACUUGGAGACUCUUCUUAGAAGGUGAACCCUUUGACCUAGACCGUAUCAUGAUUGGCCCAGCCCAUCCAGGAAAAACCCGGGUUUUGGUCAUAGAAACCAGGCCCGGAAUCUGGAAGCCUAUGGUGCUCUACUAUGGCCAGGUACCAAUUGGUUAAUUAUCAAGUAAAUCUUUUGAGAAGACUUGUAUAUGAAGUGUAAAUGAUAUGUUAUGGUUCGUGCACCAAUUUUAUAUGCAGUGCUUUGUACUUUGUGUACAGUAUCUCAGGGUGUAAGCCAAAUACACAACUCUUGCAGUUGUUUAUUGAGAGAUUAUCUGAUAAUAUACAAGUUCAGUUAUUUUAUUCUUUCUGUUAAA